GUGCGCACGACCACUACUGGGAACCCCGCCGGCCGCUGGAACUGUCCCGUGCAGCUGUGGGGACCUCACCUGUCCGUCUCUCUGCGUGCCGUGUCCUGAUCUGCUGGGUGGGCGUGCUCUGCCUUGGCACAACAGAUUCUGAGUGCUGGUGCGCGCUCUUUGUGCGCUCGAUCGAUACGAUACCUGCCGGUCAUCCAGGCAAAGAAGGUCCAUCAGGUUCCAAAGGCAACCAGGGUCAGACUGGUCCUCAGGGUCCAAUCGGCUAUCCUGGCCCACGUGGUGUGAAGGGAACGGAUGGAAUCCGCGGCUUGAUGGGACACAAAGGCGAGAAGGGUGAAGAUGGAUUCCCAGGAUUCAAGGGAGACAUGGGUCUCAAGGGUGAUCGGGGGGAGAUUGGACCCAGCGGGCCCCGUGGAGAGGAUGGACCGGAGGGGCCCAAAGGUCGGGUGGGACCUCCAGGUGACCCGGGGCCGCUAGGUGCGACAGGUGAGAAGGGUAAACUUGGAGUACCUGGUCUACCUGGAUACCCUGGUCGACAAGGCCCCAAGGGUUCGCUCGGUUUCCCGGGAUUCGCAGGUACCAACGGGGAGAAGGGAGCUCGGGGAUUGCAAGGCAAACUGGGACAAAGGGGACAACGUGGGCCCACAGGACCGAGAGGUCAACGUGGACCAAGGGGAGCGACUGGCAAACCGGGAUCAAAGGGAACGUCAGGGACUGAUGGACCUCCUGGGCCUCUUGGUGAAAGGGGACUUCCUGGACCACAAGGACCUACUGGAUUCCCCGGACCAAAGGGACCUCACGGACCUCCAGGGAAGGACGGACUGCCAGGCCAUCCCGGGCAGAGAGGGGAAGUGGGUUUCCAAGGCAAGACGGGCCCAACUGGACCACCAGGUGUUGUAGGACCACAGGGCUCCAGUGGUGAAACCGGACAGAUGGGCGAGCGAGGCCAUCCUGGACCUCCCGGACCACCUGGGGAACAAGGACUAGCUGGCCCGUCUGGGAAGGAAGGCACAAAGGGUGAUCCUGGACCCCCCGGAGGCCCCGGCAAAAACGGACCCCCUGGACUGCGAGGCUUCCCUGGUGAGACCGGAUUGCCUGGAACGCCGGGUGGCUCUGGAUUGAAAGGCAGUGAAGGACCUCCCGGCCCACCCGGACCAGCGGGCUCGCCAGGUAUCCGUGGCAAGUCAGGUCCAGGAGGUCCCAUCGGCCUGCCAGGACGUCCCGGACCACAGGGGCCACCCGGGCCUGCUGGAGAGAAAGGAGUGCCGGGUGAGAAGGGGCCAAUUGGCCCAGCCGGUCGUGAUGGUGCCCAAGGUCCAGCUGGUCUUCCAGGACCCGCAGGGACUCCCGGAGGUCCUGGUGAGGACGGUGACAAGGGUGAAGUCGGGGACGCAGGACAUAAAGGAAGGAAGGGUGACAAAGGAGAACAUGGUCCACCUGGACCUCCUGGUCCCAUCGGUCCCGUUGGCCAACCCGGUCCCGCUGGGGCAGACGGUGAAACUGGAGCCAGAGGACGACAAGGUCACUUUGGACAGAAGGGAGAUGAAGGGCCACGAGGCUUCCCGGGAUCUCCUGGUCCAAUUGGCUUGCAGGGAAUGCCUGGACCUUCAGGGGAGAAGGGUGAAACGGGUGACGUCGGUCCCAUGGGUCCACCAGGUCCUCCAGGACCAAGAGGUCCCGCGGGUCCAUCAGGAGCAGACGGUCCCCAAGGUGGACCUGGUGGAAUCGGCAACCCAGGGUCCAUCGGAGAGAAGGGUGAAUCUGGUGAAUCCGGUGCUCCAGGAAUCCAAGGCAUUUCCGGUGGCAGGGUGAGUAUAAGGCCCGGAAUUACAUCUGGGCAUCAGAAACUGGCGCUCGUCAACGGCGGAGAAAUCU
Molecule: messenger RNA, 1875 nt
Organism: Leucoraja erinaceus (little skate)
Lineage: Eukaryota; Metazoa; Chordata; Chondrichthyes; Rajiformes; Rajidae
Product: collagen alpha-2(XI) chain-like
Exons: 26
Source: RefSeq, a predicted model, not a curated record